Molecule: messenger RNA, 4896 nt
Organism: Closterium sp. Yama58-4
Lineage: Eukaryota; Viridiplantae; Streptophyta; Zygnematophyceae; Desmidiales; Closteriaceae
Source: the annotation of a GenBank genome assembly
AUGCAGCGGACAGACUCAUUUUCUCGGCGCUUUAAGGGGGAAGCGGAAUUGACCGCGGCUCCUGCGUAUCCUCGCAGCCGCAGCACGGGUCAAAGUAACAGCUACAGACCUGCUGAGGGGGAUUACAACAGCUAUAGUAACUACGAGCCAGAUGCCGGUGGUGAUAAUUUCGAUUUUGAGGAGACCACGUGGUCUCCUGCUCUCACUUCGGGCGGCGAGAUUGCGCGAGACCGACCCACUCGUAACAACCAUCGUCGGACGCUGUCAGUGUCGUCCGCGCUGCGGCCGCAGAUCUACCAAACUUUUCACGACACUGGCGAGAACCAGGGCGUAGGCGGGGCCGUGUUGGGACUCUACGGAGAGCUGGGCAGCGCGGAAGGGGAGCUUUUGCGGCAGCGGAGCGAGCAGGCGAACAGGAUUCCGGGAUCGUCGUCCACUCCUAGCACGUAUGGCCACAGGGCCCGGUCGUCGCUCGCCGCGUCGCUGGACGGAACAGGCAGUAGCAGCAUGGGAAGCGGCAUGGGCAGCGGCAUAGGGAGCGGCAUCGGCGGCAUGGGAGGCGGCAUCGGAAGUAGUGUGGUGGACAGCGAGGCGCUGUUCGCGGCGAUGCGGGGGCGGCAUCUGGGCGCGGGAUCCGCGAGCAUGGACGUGGAGCGGCUGGCGGACGCCGCAGGGAGGGACCUGGGGGGGCGGUACGAUAGCGUGGGUGGCGGCAGGUAUGGCGGGAGCAUGCGGCUGGGAGGAGGGGACGGGGCAGCGGAGUUACGGAGGGUGCUGAGUCACAGGGAGAGCGACUUCGCCAACGGUCAUACAGGCCGCCAAGACGGCUGGCCGGAUCUGUCCUCUGAUCCGGCUUCCUUUUCCGCCAGCUCGUGGCGCGGCGGAGGGGACAGCUUCGCAGACCUCGUGGGGAAGCCCGGUGGAGGGUCGUCGGCGCUGGACUUCAUCGAUGGCGGCAUGGGGAUGGGCGCAGGCGCGGGGGGCGGAAGGCGCAUGGGCGCGGAGGAACUGCUGGGGCUGGCGGGGGAGCUUAGACAAGGCAGAGGCGGGGGAUUCGGCGGAGCCGGCGCGGGCAUGCUGGGGUUCGCGGACGAGGAUUUGGGAGGGGUAGGCGGAGGAGGCGGCGGCGGCGGAGGGGGAUUAGUGGGGGGAGCGGGCGCGGGGAUGAGCGUGGGGGGCGGGGCGGGGGUGCAGCUGAAGGCGGUGUUGAAGUUGGUGGAGGCGGCGCACGCGAACGACGUGGCGCUGCUCAACAGCGUGCUGCAGGAGGCCUCCUCGCGCACUGCGCUCCUCAACGCGCUGCACCCAGCGACGGGGAGGACGGCGCUGCACGAGGCGGUGGUGGCGGGCAGCCUGGACGCGGCGGCGCUGCUGCUGGAGUGGGGCGCGGACCCCGACGGGGGCACCGCCGCCGCUGAGGGAGGGCAGUCGCCGCCACUGAUGUCAGCGGUGCAGGCGGGCAGCGAGGAGGCGGUGCGGCUGCUGCUCACCAACGGCGCCGACAUCAACGCCACGGACGCGCGCCUCUGCUCCGCGCUGCACUACGCCUGCGCCACCGGCCACAGGAGCAUAAUAAAGCUGCUGCUGGUGGCGGGGGCAAACAUGUACGCGCGCAACAGGGACGGGCUGCUGCCGCAGGAGCUGACGUCGUCGGACCGCAUUGGCGCGCUCUUCCGCAAGCUGCACGACUACCACCAGCGCUGCGCCGCCCCUGACUCCGCCUCCCCCGCCGCCGCCCCCCUGGACGCCGCCACACGCGCGGGGGGACUCGGGGGGUUCCGCCAAAGCACUAGUUUUGAGGAAGGGGACUUGCUUUCAGGGGAUUUGGGAGGCUCGGGUCUGCUGGGAGGUUCGGGGGGAGGCUUGGAGGAUAUUGGCGGGUUCAGGCCUGAGUUGGGCAGAAGCAUCAGCAGCAGCAGUGGUGGCACUUCAACCGCGGCCCGCCCCCCUGCCCGCGUGCGCAAGUCCGUGUCCUUCGCCCUGCCCUCUGCAGGCGAUGACGGCUCCCCAAACCAGCAUGGGCGGCAGAGGGGCGAGAGCGAGGGCGAGAGCGACGGGGGGUCGGGGAAGGAGGAGACGGAGAGUGGCAGUGAGGGUGGCGGGGUGAGGCGCCAUCGGCGGUACGGCGACAGACGGAUGUCUCCCCGCCCUCCCGUGUCCCCCCGCCGGCGAGCGGCUGUUGCUGCUGCUGCUGCAGCAGGGGGGAUUGCAGGGCAUGGGAAAGCGGGUGCAGGAGGGGAUAAGGAGGGGGAAGAGAGGGGUGAUGCGGCGGGCAGAGGGAAGGCUGCGUCUGGUGGUGGUUCCCCCUCGUCCCCCUCCUCGCCUGCUACCUCCUCCCCCUCUGCGCCCUCCCCUUCCGCCUCCCCGCCCAACCAGUCGUCCCCCCUUGCCUCCCCCGCCACCCCCUCGCCCCGCUCCCCCUCCACGCCCUCCGCCUCUCCCCUUGGUGGCAAGGCGGAUGGCAGUGGGGAGGGGCGGGAGGAGAAGGGCGCAGAGAAGCAGGCCAAGGGCGGGGAGAAGGGCGGAGGGGGGGACCUGAAAUCGGGCAAAGAUGUAAUGGGGGAGGAGGGGAAGAAGCAGGAGGGUGAAGCGGGGCAUGGGAAGGGUGGGAAGGGGGAGGGACGGGCAGAGGGGGGGAGUGCGGGCAGUGGCAGUGAGGGGAAUGAAAGUGAUGGCAAGUCGUCCUCCCCUUCCUCCUCCCCUUCCGCCACCACCACCAGUGCCACGUCAACCACCUCGUCUGCCAGCGUGGCAAAGGCCCUUGCAGCGUCAGGGUCGGUGUCCAUGUCAGCAUCCCCGCUGGGCACACUCAAGUGGAAGAAGGGCGACCUGCUGGGGGAGGGCGCCUUCGGCAAGGUCUUCCUGGGCCUCAAUGAGAUGACGGGGGAGCUGAUGGCGGUGAAGCAGAUCAAGAUGACGACGGCGGGCGACGAGAAGGCGAUGCUGAUCGCCUCUCUGGAGCGCGAAAUCGUGCUGUACCGCCAGAUGCGCCACCGCCACAUCGUGGGGUACAUAGACAUGGAGAAGGACGAGGCUGACGGCUCCAUCUAUAUCUUUCUCGAGCUUGUCUCUGGCGGGUCGCUGCACAGCAUGUUGGAGAAAUUCGGCAAGUUCAGUGAGUCGCUGGUGCGCGUGUACACGCGGCAGCUGCUGCUGGGGUUGGAGUAUCUGCACGGCUGCAAGAUCAUCCACCGCGACAUCAAGGGCGGCAACGUGCUCGUCGACAGGGAUGGGGUUAUUAAGCUCGCUGACUUUGGUGCCUCCAAGGCGUUCCACGAGGGCACGGUGGGCGAGGGGUGCAAGUCGAUCCGCGGGUCGGUGUUCUGGAUGGCGCCCGAGGUGAUUAAGGGCGAGGGGUACGGCCGCCGUGCUGACAUCUGGAGCCUCGGCUGCACCGUCAUUGAAAUGCUCACCGGCAGCCACCCAUGGCCGGGCAUGGACAACACGUGGUCGGCCAUCUUCCACAUCGCCAAGACCACCACGGGCCCGCCCAUUCCCGAGGGCAUAUCGGAUGAGGGUCGCGAGUUCCUCGAGGCGUGCUUCCACAUCGAGCCCUACGACAGACCGUCCGCCACCGAGCUUCUGAAGCUACCAUUCGUUCAAACAACUCCCUGCCAUCACUCCCUUGGCACCAUCUUCGCAUCAAUUCCCGACGAGGUUUCUCACGAGGCGCUCCUGCGUCUUCCGCGCCACCUGCACUGCGCGCUCAAUACAGUCUCCAAGUCCUGGAGCUCCGCCGUGUCUAGCGAAGCGUUCUUCCAGGCGCGAGAGGCGGCGGGCGUGAUCGAGGAGUGGCUCUUCGUGCUCCCAGAGGACCCCGACCAGGGCGCGUUCCGCGCGUUCGACCCCAACUCCAAAUCAUGGCGCGCCGUGCCGCCCAUUCCUGGUCGGUCCAAGAAUGAGGGGCUUUCAGAAUUCGCGACGGUGGCUGCGGGCGGGAAGAUGUACGUCAUUGGUGGCUGCGAGCGCGUGACGUCAGCAUCCCCAUCGGUAAUGGGUUGCGCAGACGUCGCGACGGCGCGGGUGCGUGUGUUCGACCCCGUCGCGUGGCGCUGGGAUUUCUGCGCGCCGAUGGGCGAGGCGCGCAUCUCGCCCGCCGCGGAGGUGUUGGACGGCCGUUACAUCGUGGUUACCGGCGGACAGGGCCGACACGCGUUCCUGCGAUCCGCCGAGAUUUUCGACGUGCUCACCGGUCAAUGGCGGAGCAUCAGCGCGAUGCACGCCGCGAGAUGCGGGCACCGCGCCGUGGUGCUCGGGGGGCAGCUGACGGUGAUCGCGGGGGAGGUGCAGCGGCCUGACAGCUCGACUGCUGACGUCAUGGGGUUACGUCAUGACGGAGACGGACAGGCGCGCGAGAGCACGGCGUCGAUCGAGGUGUACGACCGGCAGAGCGACCGGUGGGACCUGGUGCCCCACGCGUGGAUCGACGACUGCAAGAUCCCGGGCCCCAUGGCCGUGCUCAACGGCGAUCUCUACGCCAUCCACCAGUCGCGCCUCGUCGUGCGCGACGCCGCCACGGGCGAGUGGCGCAAGUGCGGGCCUAUCCCCUCGCUCCACGUCAGCAGCUCGGGCGUCGGCAACUUCAGGCGGCAAAGCAGUGCGACGCGCGGCGUGGGCAUGAUUGCCUUUCAAGGGAAGCUGUUCUUGCUGGGCGGCGCGCGCGAGGCGAGGAGCAAUGGCGGGUUUGGCGGCGGGAGGGUAAGAUUGGAGGAGGUGUUUUGCUGGGACCCCGCGGAGGAGGACAGGCGCGGGCGCGAGGAGGAUGCGCGCACGCCCAAGGGGCUGCUUGCGGCCAUGCUCGUGCGCCCCAGUGAACGGUUACUCAACUGGGAGGCCGUGGGCGGCAUGGGCGGCGGGAAGGGCGCCAUUCUCGCGUGCGCCGUGCUGAGAGUGUAA